This is a messenger RNA of Plasmodium gonderi, 696 nucleotides long. RefSeq names its product splicing factor 3a subunit. The record is from RefSeq and is a predicted model, not a curated record. Gene Ontology annotation, cellular component: U2 snRNP; catalytic step 2 spliceosome; U2-type prespliceosome. Bases 1 to 696 code for a protein of 231 amino acids. Lineage: Eukaryota; Apicomplexa; Aconoidasida; Haemosporida; Plasmodiidae. Gene Ontology annotation, molecular function: nucleic acid binding; zinc ion binding. The transcript has a single exon. Gene Ontology annotation, biological process: spliceosomal complex assembly.
AUGGAUUUUCAAAACCGAGUCGGACACAAAACAGGCAGUGGAAUGCCACUGACAAGGGAAGACAUAAAUCAGGAAAGAAGAGAAAAACUGAAGCAGUUGGCAUUAGAAAAUAUCGAUAUAACCAAAGAUCCAUAUAUUCUGAAAAACAAUGUAGGUAUGUAUGAAUGUAAAUUAUGCUUAACUUUACAUAACAAUGAAAGCUCAUAUCUCUGCCAUACCCAAGGUAAAAAACAUCAAAUGAAUUUGGGGCAAAGAUUACUUAAAGAAAAAAAUGAAAUGACGAAUAUUAAGCUAAACAAAGCUACACCUGAACCAAGAAAAAUUGUUAAAAUUGGGAAGCCAAGAUAUGAUGUAACCAAAGUUAAAAAUAAAAGAAAUAAACUUGGAAUUCUUUUUGAAUUAUCCUUUCCAAAUAUUAAAGAAAAUACCAAACCGAAAUUCCGUUUUAUGUCAUCAUUUGAACAAAAGGUUGAACCACCUGAUAAAAAAUAUCAGUAUUUGCUAUUUGCUGCAGAGCCAUAUGAAACUAUCGCUUUUAAAAUACCAAAUUUAGAUAUUGAUGAAACACAAGAUUUCUACUAUAAAUGGUUUGAGAAAAAAAAAAUAUUUGUCAUGCAAAUUCAUUUUCAGAAUCCUCUCGAACAUAACCGAUCAAGAAGGAGACGCACGUAUUUACCAAAUAAUAUUAAGUGGUGA